CUCUCACCGCUGACUAUUAGGCACAGCUCAGGCUGUUCCUGUCACUAUUACAUCUAUUAUAUAAUAAUAAUUAUUUAUUAUUUGCAUAGUAUCUUUGUUUUUUUAAUUCUCUCUCAGAUUUUGAGAGGCCUUUUUAGAUCUCUACCGCAAGCUUAGCUAGUACUGCUCUCUCUCUCUGUACUGUUUCCGUGCAGCAGCAGCGGCAGCAGAGUUUUACUAGCCUAGCCAUGGCGGUCACCGGAGUUUCCUUUUUUCCCGCCACUUUAUCGCCGGUAAUCCGCCGGGAUUUUACGCCGUCGGUCGGAAAGUUUAGCAAGUCAAAUCCGAUUUCCUUUCGGCGACUCGCUGUUUCCACCGAGCAAACGCAAACGCAAACGCCAACGCCAACGACGACAGCGACUCCGACUCCGACUCCGACGCGUCGUUUAUCGGAGAAAAGUGAGGAAUUAGGAGAGGCAGGAGUAGCGGCAAGUGAUGAUGAGGUUGAGCAGAAUGGGAGGGUGUUGAAGGAAUACUUUGAGCGGUCAAAGGAGUUGAUAAGCAGAUCGGACGGUGGUCCGCCUCGGUGGUUCACGCCCUUAGAGUGUGGUCCUCCGUUGAAGAACUCUCCUCUGCUUCUCUUUUUGCCUGGCAUUCUUGGCGUCGGGCUUGGACUUAUUAAGAAUCAUCGCAGAAUUGGAAAGAUUUUUGAGACAUGGUGCUUGCACAUUCCUGUCAUGGAUCGAACACCAUUUACAGACCUGGUGAAGCUGGUGGAAAAAACUAUUCGGUCAGAGAACAACCGUUCACCCAAUAGACCUAUAUAUCUUGUUGGGGAAUCUUUUGGAGGAUGCCUUGCUUUGGCUGUAGCAGCUUCUAAUCCUGAUAUUGAUCUUGUGCUAAUUUUGGCUAACCCAGCUACGUCUAUUAGCCGAUCUCAACUACAACCGUUAAUGACAUUAUUGGAAUUCAUUCCCGACCAACUCCCUUUUAACCCUCCUAACAUGUUGAGUUUGAUGACAGGUCAACCUUUGAGGACGGCAAUAGAGAGCGUGGUGAAGGGACUUCCUCUGCAACAAACAGUUGGAGAGCUAUCACAGGAUCUUGAUGCAAUUUCAUCUUACCUCUCUGUUCUGGCUGAUAUCUUACCCAGAGAAACACUUCGCUGGAAGCUGCAGAUGCUUAAAUCAGGUUCGGCAUUCUCCAAUUCACGCCUGCAUGCUGUAAAAGCUCAAACGUUGAUACUUUGCAGUGGAAGGGAUCAGUUGCUACCUAGUCAAGAGGAAGGUGAAAGACUAUGUCAUGCACUUCCAAAAUGUGUGAUUCGUAAGUUCAAUAACAGGGGUCAUUUCCUCUUCUUGGAAGAUGGUAUUGAUUUGGUAACUAUCAUCAAGGGUGCUAGCUUCUAUCGCCGUGGAAAAUACCUUGACUAUGUUUCAGACUACAUGCUACCAACUCCUACUGAGUUCAAAAAUGUAGUGGAAGACAACAAAUGGAUUGGCACUUUUACUAGCCCUGUUAUGCUAUCAACUUUAGAGGAUGGGAAGAUUGUGAGGGGCCUUGCCGGAAUACCUUCAGAGGGCCCAGUCUUGCUAGUAGGCUAUCACAUGUUACUGGGAAUUGAAUUGGUUCCCUUGGUAGCCAAUAUUUUUCGGGAAAGAAAUAUCCUUGUGAGGGGGAUAGCACAUCCAAUGAUGUUUGUGAAAAAAGACAAUACACGAGAAAUGUUACCUGAUGUGUCACAAUUUGACACAUUCAGAAUGAUGGGGGCAGUUCCUGUCUCAGCAUCUAACCUAUUCAAGCUUCUGUCUUCAAAGUCCCAUGUCCUGCUGUAUCCAGGAGGCAUGCGUGAGGCUCUUCAUCGGAAGGGUGAAGAAUACAAGUUACUAUGGCCAGAACAGUCUGAGUUUGUCAGGAUGGCUGCAAGAUUUGGAGCCAAAAUUAUACCUUUUGGUGCUGUUGGAGAAGACGAUAUAAGUGAAGUAGUUUUUGAUUAUGAUGACCUAAUGAAGAUUCCUUACUUCAAGAAUCAAAUAGAGAAGCUAACAAGUGAGGCUGGAAAUAUAAGGACUGAUACUACUGGGGAGGUGGCAAACCAAGAUGUACAUUUGCCAGGAAUUCUACCAAAAUUUCCUGGUCGGUUUUAUUAUUACUUCGGCAAACCCAUUGAAACAGAAGGGAUGAAGCAGGAAUUAAAAGACAGGGACAAAGCUCAUGAAUUAUAUUUACAAGUCAAGUCUGAGGUUGGAAGGUGCCUUGCUUAUUUGAAGGAAAAAAGAGAAAGCGAUCCUUAUAGAAAUUUAUUGUCUCGGUUAAUUUACCAGACCACACAAGGCUUUACAUCUGAAAUUCCCACCUUUAAACUUUGAAUUUUUUGCUCAUUGGAGCUGUAUACACCAUUUUCUUUUUCCAAUGAUGCCCAUGAACUUUUCCUGGGAUGAUGUACACAUAGCGUACGAUAUAAACUCCAGGUGUGGUGUUGGCAUUGAUUUUACUCUCCUUAGGGAAGAGCUUAGGAUUUUUUUGUUUUUGAUUAUAGAUUGACCAACCUAUGAUUAUAGGGAGGGGUUACAGACAGUGUAGCAAAGUAGUGGUCUACUUGUCUAUCGAUCAAA
Quercus lobata is the source of this 2594-nucleotide messenger RNA. Its product is annotated as acyltransferase-like protein At3g26840, chloroplastic. The transcript has 14 exons. Gene Ontology annotation, cellular component: membrane. NCBI's taxonomy places the organism in Eukaryota, Viridiplantae, Streptophyta, Magnoliopsida, Fagales, Fagaceae. The record is from RefSeq and is a predicted model, not a curated record. Bases 228 to 2348 code for a protein of 706 amino acids.